Molecule: messenger RNA, 2021 nt
Organism: Neltuma alba
Lineage: Eukaryota; Viridiplantae; Streptophyta; Magnoliopsida; Fabales; Fabaceae
Product: pentatricopeptide repeat-containing protein At3g59040
Exons: 7
Coding region: 173-1873 (566 amino acids)
Molecular function (GO): protein binding
Source: RefSeq, a predicted model, not a curated record
CUUCUUACUUGGACCCACUCAAGAAAAAUCUCGCUCGGAUUAAAAAAGUAUACUACCUGCAAAAUCAGAAUGAGAUAGCUCAGCUGUUCAGCUAGCUCAGUUUCAUAUCUUCUUGGUAUUGCUCAGGCGGAAAGGAGAACGUGUAGUAUACUUUUUUAAGCCAACGCUUAGUAUGUGUAGCGUGGUUUCCAAAUCGCACUGGGGGAAACUUCCUUUACUACCUACCAACAAAAGUAAAUCAGACAAUGGAAUUGCCCGGGUUAAAAUAAGUGGGAGAACGCUAGUAGUCUCUAUGGGUAUGUUAGCACCAAGAAAGUUCUUGCAGAAAAGAAAGAAAAUGGAAUUUUUCAAGGAUGCGGCUGAGGAAGCAGAUAAGAAGAACUGGUGGAGAUUGAUGAAAGAAAUUGAUGAGACUGGUUCUGCUGUUUCAGUGCUGAGGAGUGAAAGGACAAAAAGCCAGAAUAUUCCUAGGGACCUUGUCGUUGGUACUUUAAUUAGAUAUAAGCAGUUGAAGAGAUGGAACCAUGUCUGCGAGAUUCUUGAAUGGCUCCUAACUCAAACUUGGUGGGACUUUGGAGAGAUGGAUUUCCUAAUGCUUAUAACGGCUUAUGGAAAGCUAGGGGACUUCAAUGGUGCCGAGAGAAUCUUGUGUUUGAUGAAUAAAAAGGGUUUUGCGCCAAAUGUGAUAUCUCAAACUGCUCUUAUGGAAGCAUAUGGCAGAGGAGGCCAGUACAAUAAUGCUGAAGCAAUAUUUCGUCGGAUGCAGCAUUCAGGCCCUGAACCUUCUGCUUUGUCUUAUCAGAUAAUACUCAAAACAUUUGUUGAGGGAAGCAAGUAUAGGGAAGCUGAAGAAGUAUUUGAUAGCCUUUUGAACAAUGAAAACCCACCUUUGAAACCUGAUCAGAAAAUGUUUCAUAUGAUGAUUUACAUGUAUAAAAAGGCUGGAAAUCAUGAAAAAGCUCGUAGGACAUUUGCUUUGAUGGCUGAGCAAGGAAUUGAACGAUCUACAAUUACUUAUAACAGCUUGAUGUCAUUUGAAACAAAUUACAAGGAAGUUUCAAAAAUAUAUGACCAGAUGCAAAGAGCUGGUCUCCAGCCUGAUGUUGUGAGCUAUGCCUUACUUAUCAAUGCCUACGGGAAGGCUAGAAGGGAGGACGAAGCACUAGCUGUCUUUGAGGAAAUGCUUGAUGCUGGCGUCAGACCCACCCAAAAGGCUUAUAAUAUUUUGCUUGAUGCAUUUUCAAUAUCGGGAAUGGUAGAGCAAGCUCGGACUGUGUUCAAGAGCAUGAGAAGGGAUAGAUAUUCACCUGAUCUUUGCUCAUACACUACUAUGUUGUCGGCUUAUGUGAAUGCAUCGGAUAUGGAGGGAGCUGAGAAGUUUUUCAGGAGAUUAAAACAUGAUGGUUUUAAGCCUAAUGUUGUCACUUAUGGAACCCUAAUUAAAGGGUAUGCUAAGAUGAAUGAUCUUGGCAAGGUAGUGGAGAAAUACGAGGAAAUGCUUGGAUGCGGUAUCAAGGCCAAUGAAACUAUCUUAACUACAAUCAUGGAUGCGUAUGGAAGAAAUGGGGACUUCGGUAGUGCUGUUCUCUGGUUUAAGGAAAUGGAAUCUAAUGGAAUUCAUCCUGAUCAAAAAGCAAACAAUAUUCUACUAUCUCUGGCAAAAACAGAAGAAGAAAGACAUGAAGCUGGUGAGCUUGUAGGACAUUCCAAAGAAGGUAGCAGUUUAAACACAGUUAAUGGCUUCGUUCCAGUUGUUGAUAGUGAUGAUGAAGAUGAUGGUGAUGAUAAUGAAGACGACGAGGAACAGGAAGAAGGUAAUUAUGAAUAUUUUGAUACCCAGCUAGCCAUGGCUUAUGAGAAACAAUCCAGAUGAUUGUUGAUGAUCAGCACAUCUUAAUUUUUCCCCUUUGUAUUUGUGAACUGAUCUCGUGUUAAAAUCAUAUAUAGAAGCAAUUGGAAGCCAUUAGUUUAGAUAAAAUGGAUAAGCAAUUGUCAUUGAAGGCAUAAUUGGGACCCUAUCU